Molecule: messenger RNA, 2358 nt
Organism: Mesorhabditis spiculigera
Lineage: Eukaryota; Metazoa; Nematoda; Chromadorea; Rhabditida; Rhabditidae
Source: the annotation of a GenBank genome assembly
AUGCAGAAGAGGGCGCGGGCCGUAGAAACGCAGAAGUUGCGCCGCACCUUUAAACGGACAACACGGCUGGCUGAGCAGGAGGGGGCAUGGGGAGUUUUCACCUAUCCUCGACUCGCAAUGCUCUGGAUCGGUUUGAUGGUCUUUGACGCUUUGCUGGGCCUGCGCGCGGAAUUGAUCUGGCCCUUCUGGAUCUUUGCCCGUGCCAUCAUGGAUGCCGUGCAUCGCAGCGGAACAUCAGUGGCUAUCUACCGGGAUGGCCAAACGCAAAUGUCUAUAAUCUUCAUUUGCGUGACCGCCACCUCAGAUUUAAUUUGUUGGUUAUUUAUACCGGUAAGAUAUCUCAUAUUCAUUGGGAGCACGUACGUCUGGCUGCAUCUGACGUGGCAUACGCAUAACGCAUCAACGCGCUCCAAUUCUCCAUUUUUAAAUGGUCCUCUGUCCGACUGUGCCCGGAUGCAGGGUUUAUUACCACUAUUCUCAAAAGUCCUCAACGAAUUCUUCGGCGCUCACUGUAUUGGCUACCCAUUGGUGAUCGUCUCGUUUAGCUUGCGAUUUUAUUUUAAUGAGUGGAAGUUGCGGCGGAAACAGGACGACGUGUCGAAGAAGAACGAAAUACUGUACAAGUGCCUCGUGGAAGCAUUACCAGCCGUCUACGAUGGGCCGAAGCAGUAUCGACUCGACAACGACAUCGAUUACGACUUGGGACCUCCAGAGGUUCCAAUGCUAUUGCCAGCAAGUAGCAGUCAUUCCAACGGGAAUGUGGGUGGAGUUCAUGCGGGAUCAGCCGCGGCGAACAACCGGAAGCAUUCCAUUCGAGCCCCGGUGUCCACUACGGGAGGGUCGAGUAGAAACAGGAGACGGAACAAUAAGGACAACGUUCAAAGAACGCCGCCCGACCCCGUCAACGCUAAGCCUGAAAGCAAUCCUCAAUCAAACGCCGUCAAUUCGACAGCACCGGUUGAAAACUGGGAAGAAACCGAGCAACGACGAGGCGGCAUAUUGCAGCUCCUUUUCAAUGGGUUCGCCUGGUUGACAUCAAAGCUUUCUGCUCCCGACGUCGAGGGCGAGGACGCAAGUUCUUACAACGACGAAGAGGAAGACGACGAUGACAGCUCUAUUGGCGAAAACGAGUCGAAGAAGAAUGGAAGCACGAAUGGACGCGGGCCGCCGAUCGAGCCCGUCAAACCUCGCGCUCAUUCUUCUACGCAGUCGAAGCGGCAGCGAGGGCGGGGGGCGCAGCAGACGAAGAUGGAAGAGAAAAAGACGACGACGCCUUUGGUGGCCACGGUCUUGCCGACGUCAUCCUCGAUCCAGAAUGGCCACGCGAAGCGCGAGGACAGCGUGGAUAAGCGUCGGCCGGACAGUCGGCCUCCGAGGGACCUGGAGAAUCCGAAGGCGGAAAACCAUCAAUCGAUGCAUGGAUGUGAUCUUGAACUGUCUCGCGUAAGAACCGAGAUGUCUGCCGUCAAAGCCACGGAAGCUGAUCUGCGUCUGCAGCUGAGCGUCGCCGAGAACGAGAACCGCAUGUCGAAAGCCGACGCUGCGCAACUUCGUUCGCGGCUUGAGCAGCUGCAAACCAGAUUUGGUUCAUUGGAAAAGACACGGGAACAAGAUCGCGCCGCUGCUUCGCAGUUGGAGAAGAAAUACGCUGACCUGCUGUAUCGUAAGAACGAGGUGGAGAAGGAGUUGCAAGCCGAACGCCGCAUGCGUCAGGAAGACAACAACAAGAACAAGAAGAGCAGCGAUCUCUCACAUGAACAGCGUGAGAAGGAGGUUCGCCUUGAGGCCGAAACUGAUCGCCUGCGGACGGAAUGCACGGCCAAGGAUGACGCUUUGCUCCUGAUGCAGCGCGAACUGCAGCAGCUGAAGGAGUACAAGGAAAAGACCGAUGUUGAGGGCUUGCAAAUGGAGAUGCGCAUCUUGAAGGAUAAGAACAGCCACCUGGAGGAUGCGUUGGCGGCUGAGAACAAGCUGAAGCUUGAGCUUUUCCGGGCGCUCGGAGAAGCCAAGUCGAAGAACAGCGAGAUGACCAAGAAGCUCGGAGAACUGCAGGGCUCGAGCACGCCAGUUGCCAACCCGUCGCCGCCCCUGCACGAGAAUUCGUCGCCGAAUUCGCCUUCUGUCAACAACCAUGCCAGCCAUCCUUGCCCUCCACCGUCUUACGAUCACAUCAUGGCGUCGAACUAUAUGCCCUACUCGUUCAGCGCCUCACCGGCUCCAUCUCCGACCGGUGAGCACCAUCUGUUCGAUACUGGACUCGGCCUCCAACGCCCUCCUUCGCACCCGUCUUCCGAAUACUCGAUGACCAACCACUUCGACAAGUACGCGCAGCUGCUCGCUCCGGGCAAGACGACCAAC